AUGAUACAGAGCCUUACGAGGGAUGGUUUCUCUCCUCCACUGAUAGGCUUUGCGAGUCAUCAUCAGCAGGCUCCAACAACAACAUUUACUCAUCAACAACAGCAGCAACAACAUCAACAGAUUCAUCACUUAAUUAUGAACAAUAAUUAUUCUAGUAAUAAUAAUACAAUGAAUAACAGCAAGGGAACUUUGACAAAAUCGUCGAAUAGUGUGGUUGAAUUGAGAGGAUCUUUUGAGAGUAUUAAACGGAUAGCUGGUCAUAGAGAGGUUAGAUUUAUGGAAAGUCAGGAACAACCUCUAUCUAGGUUACGACAAUCCUAUGAAAAGUACAAGUCAACGGAUUCCUUAGUAAUUGAUAUGUCUUUGGUUGGAGAGGAUUGCGAAAGCUCUCGAUCAUCACCAUCAACAUCUGAAAGGCAUGGAGACUCUACCUUUUCUCCUUCAACAACCAAUCCUCCAACCUCAGGCAACUUCUUUCAUGGUAGUUCAAAAACACAAACAUCAUCAGAAUUUUCUACAAUUAAUACAAACUUUCACGAUUACAGUGCUGGAUCCGAGCAAUCAUCAUUUGAAUUCAUAUUUGAUUUGGAAAAUGAAGCAGAAGAAAAACUGAAAACAGUACUUGAUGAAUUGGAUGAAAAGUUAUAUGGUUUCUCGCCCUCCAACAAACAGGCAUCACCCAAGACAAAACCAUCAUCAACAACUAAUAGAAAUAAGAGGAAAAAUAGACUGAAAGAGAAUAAUACGGAACAGUUAACAAUGGAGAAAAUAGCCACUCAGUGGUCAACCAAGUUUCCACAUUUUCUUGUUUCUUCGACAGCGAUUGAGGGAGUGAGGCCUGAUUCCAGUUUUGAUGUAAUUCAUAAAAGUCAAGAACCAAUCAUUUCACCCUCAAAUACAAUGAGUCCUUUUGGAGGGCAAGUAGAAGAGGUGAUAGCAGAGGAUGGUGAUUAUGAGGAGACUCUGGUGAUGGAUAUUGCUCAGAAGAAAUUGCCACACCCUCUUGGAACUGACUCCUUUUUGAACAAAUCAACUCCCAAUUUCCGAGCUAACAAGAAGAAAACACCUAGAGAAACCCCACAGAGCCCUCAAUCCAUUCAGUUCGCAGAGAGGAUCAAGGUGCAGCUCAACAAGGGAUUCCCUCCAAUUGAAGCUCAAUCAGCUGUUUUCUAUGAAGCACAGUGGGAAGUUUUUGAUUCAAUAUGGAAAUCAGUUGUUCCAAAGAUCAUGUCUUGUUUUAAACAAUAUUUGAUUGAGGAAAAUGUGGAUAAGAAGAAGCGAGGAAAUGACAAAACUAAUGUAGAUGUUGUGUAUAUUAAUGAUAAUUACGGAAAUCAUGAUAAAUUAAUUGACGAGUUGGAAGAUAUAGAUGAGGGAGACUCUGAUCAAGAUAGAGCUUUCACCCCAUAUUCGGCAGUUUCAACUGCAAGCUCCUCAUCAUCAAAUUCGAGACAAAUACUCAAACUAGGCACUCCAACAGUAAGGGACCGACAAGAAAAACGUCAAGAAUUGAAUCAUGCAGUAUUAAUCAGCCCAUUUCAUCCAAAACCGAGAAGAAACAGCAGCUACUUUAACCUGGCUCCUAAUGGCAUGUUAAUUAAGGCACAUGAAAAACCUUCAAUGCCCCAAAUGCCACAAGAAAUAUUCUCUCGAGAAAACAGCUCUAGGAAUCUGGAAAUUCAACAACAGCAACAACAUCCUCAAAAACAAUUUCCAGUACGUCAUAACCAGCACUUUACAGGUGGCUUCAGACCUAAUCCAAAUAACCAACAACACAAUUCAAAUGUUGUUUCUACUUCAAAUAAUAAUCCUAAACCUUUGAUUCAAAAAAUCAAGGUUGACCAAUCGAGCGAUAGAGCUCAAACGGCAAUGCCUUCCUCCUUCAACAAACUCAUCAUUCUUGAGAAUGAUUCUAAAUCCAAUAAUCUUUCCAAACCUCAACCUACCAUUAUUACCUUCCAAAACAGUAGCAGACCCCAAACUCAAUCCCAAUUUGCCAAGAAGAAUCCUUCCUUAGCGAAUAUCUUUAACUCUGAUGUAAAUAAUGUCCAUAGAAUGGAGCAAUACGAUCAAGGAAUGAUAAGGAGAAAUGAGAUAUCAUCUCCCUCAGUUGGUAGCACAACAGUUACUUAUCAAAUGAAAAGAAAGCUCCCCAAACAAACAAAACCUCGAGAACCUGCAAAGAGGUAA
Naegleria gruberi is the source of this 2190-nucleotide messenger RNA. RefSeq lists its product as uncharacterized. The record is from RefSeq and is a predicted model, not a curated record. Lineage: Eukaryota; Heterolobosea; Eutetramitea; Acrasida; Naegleriidae. The coding region runs from base 1 to 2190 and encodes 729 amino acids. The transcript is spliced from 2 exons.